GAUUUAUCAGACCUGUUGGCUUCACCAAGAGUGAGAGGGAUCCGAGAGGAGAAUGGACCAUACUGGAAUAUUUUAUUCAAAAGAGCUGAGUGAUAGGGUCUUACGAGAGAUUUCAAAUUGGCUUGAUCGGGAGUGGAGAGAUCUUGCUUUUUGCUUGGGCUUUAACAGCCCCGAGAGCUACGUCUUCCAGAAGAGCAGUCGAAGCCUUACCUUAGAUAUGCUAAUCAAAUGGAGAGAGCGGCAGCCAUUUGGCGUUGAUCAGUCAAGAAAUCUGGCAAAGGCACUAAACAUGAUCGGCAGACUUGACCUUGCUUCUCAUCUGAAAGGUUGGCAAGAAAUGGAUAAAUGGGAUAUUGUCAUCGGACCAAAGACUCGAGCUUUACGGGAGGAAGUUUUGAUGGAGACAGCGAAAAAACUUGGUGCUGAAUGGGAGGAACUAGCUACUUCCCUCGGCUUCAGCAGCGAAGAAAUAGCCAGCAUGGGGGAAGGCGAACCCAGUGAAGUAUCAUUCCUCAUGCUUCAGAAGUGGAAUUCCCGCCAAAGCAAAAAUGUGAAUCAGUUGGGAAAGCUAUGCGAUGCACUGGCAAAUAUCGGCAGAGCUGACUUAAUAUCUCCGCUGCUACAUCAUACAGAGUUCCAACAGGAUUCGUUGAUCUGGAUAUCUGAAAAACUUGAACGUGAGUGGGAGAAACUGGCUCUCAUGCUUGGCUUCAGCGCGAUAGAAAUCUUUUCAAUCUCUAAAGACUUUAUCUGCAACCCCGUACGUCACUGCUUUGUCAUGCUCUGGGAAUGGAAACAGCGCGUAGACAUGACUGAAGAUCAGCUUGGACAUCUGAGUGACGCACUGAUAGAUAUUAACAGAGACGAUCUCCUUCUUGGUUUGCAACAUUAUCGAGUGUUCGGAGAAAAUAAGUGGCAUGACAUUGCCAGCUUUAUCGGUGAGGAUGACUGGGUUCAGUUAGCUGGUGCCCUCGGCCUCAGCUCAGAAGAAAUCGACACCAUCAAGGCAGAUACCCCUGGUGACUGGAAACAUCAAUGCUGCAGCAUGCUUGAAAAAUGGAAUCAUCUCCAAGGCACUAAUGAAGAUCAGUGCAUAGAAAAGCUAUGUGCUGCAUUGACAGAUAUCGGUAGAAAGGGACUAGCAAUACUACUGCAGCAGCAUUAUCAAGACAGAGCACGAACUAAGGGAAGCAGUCAAAAGACCGGAGUGACACUUAAUGCAGGAUUUAAUGCCAUUGCUCGACGCCUCGAUCGUGUUGAGUGGAAGAAGCUGGCCCUUGUCCUUGGGCUUAGCAAAGAAGAUGUUUUCCUCAUAAACGAACUCUACAGUCAAGAAUUGCUGGGUUCACCUAUCCGCCCUCAAGUAAGAAACGUCGGUUGUGACGGAUGGAAUACCACAUGCUACAGCAUGCUCUUGAUAUGGAAACGCCGCCAAAGCGUUGGUGGAGAGGAGAUCCAAGAAAAGUUGGGAGACGCAUUGAAUGAAAUCGGCAAACAUCAUUUGGCAAUUUUAAUUCGGCUUCGUCCAGUUCUGAUUAAUGAUGACGUUCUGCUCGAGGUGGUGAGAAGACUCGGUCCGGGCUGGAAGGAAUUGACCACUUCUUUAGGAAUCAGCUGCGAAGAAUUAACCACCAUGGAGGAAGUUCAGCCUAGUGAUCAAGCCUUCCGAAUGCUUCAGAAAUGGAAUUGUCAGCAAGGCCAGAAUAAAGAUCACUUUGCAAAGCUGUGCGACGCUUUAUCAAAUAUUGACAGAGCUGAUCUCAUCACUCCACUGCUACAUUAUGCAGAACUUCACCAGGAGGUGUUCGACUGGAUAUCUCAAGAAUGUGGACCCAAGUGGAAAAGGCUGGCUCUCAUGCUCGGUUUCAGUGCGUUAGAAAUCAAUAAGAUCAUGAAAGAAAACCCCGGCAACGACACAGCUCACUCCUUAGUUAUGCUAAAGAAAUUGAAACAACGCGUAGAUAUGACCAAAGAUCAGCUUGGACUUCUGUGCAAUGCACUGACAGACGUUGGCCAGGAGGAACUGGUGGGUCAGCUGCAACAUUAUCGAGUGGUCAGUGAAGACAAGUGGACUGACAUUGCCAGAUUUAUCGGAGAGAAUGACUGGGUGAAGUUAGCUGAUGUCCUUGGCUUCAGCUUAGAAGAAAUCGACACCAUCCAGACAGAUACCCCCGAUAACUGGAAAGACCAAUGCUGCAGCAUGCUUGAAAAAUGGGAUCAUCGCCAAGGCAUGAAUGAAGAUCGGUGCAUCGAAAAUCUGUGUGCUGCACUGACAGAUAUUGGUAGAAAGGGCCUGGCAAUACUACUGCAGCAGCAUUAUCAAGAUGCUGGACAAACCACGAAGAGGAAUCAAAAAGCAGGAAUGACGCUUGAUGAAGAAUUGGUUGUCAUUGCUGGAGAAAUCGGAUUUGGCUACUGGGAGAAGUUGGCCAUUUACCUUGGGCUUAGCAGGGAAGAUGUUGGCCUCAUCAAGGGACUCCGUAGUGGAAAACAUUCCCUUCCCUACAGACUUCCAUGGUCAUGUUCUCUGAGCGAGUGGCAAUUGCUGUGUCCAGACGAGUUCCAAUACGAAAAGCCAUUUCACCGACAAUUGUGCGAUCCUUGCUGCAGGAUGCUGCUUAUAUGGAAGCAUCGCCAAGGCGUCAGUGAACAGGAUAUCCUGGGAAAGCUGUGUGACGCAUUAAGCAACCUAGGCAAAAAGGAUUUAGUACGUCAGCUGCGUCAUCGUUAUGGAAUAUUAGAGACACAUCGACCUCAGGUACCGGAAUCAGUAGUACCAAGUGAUGAAGAAAUGCUGCUCAGUGGUUGUGCCAAAGAUAUGUUGUCUGAGAGUAACUCGCCGAAACCGCCAUCCCGCCUUCAAAUGAUACUUGAUGAAUAUCAUUCACAAAUACAUGACCUCAGUGAUGAGGUACGUCUUGACACGAGCUUUCAACUACCCGACAUUGCCAUUGGCUACUUCAACGAGAGCGGUGGAAGCUUGUCCGUAGAUGACUACGACGUGCAACUCACUAUCCCGCCUGGCGCGAUACUUCCAGGCUUCUGUCAGGAAGUCUACGUCUAUGUUGACACUAACGAACCUCCAAUUGAUGAAAAUGACCCUACAGGAAUCACACUUUCAAGAACUGUCCACUGCGGACCCCCAGGUGUGAACUUCGCGAAAACAGUGGCCCUGUCCUUCCCUCAUCAGGCCGAUUUGAAAAGCAUCGAUCCUGAAGAGUUAACGGCCCAGAUGUGCCAGGACGGUGAUCCAGGAGAGAUGUGGGAAGAGUUUGAUGGGAAUGUAACAGUUGUAAACAAAGAUAGGGUGAUUCUCCUCGUUAAUCAUUUCACAUGGUUUAGAUUGAGAGGGAAAAGAAACAUUAAACAGCUCUUGUUGACUGCCUAUGGUGAUGUCUACGUCGGCAAAGGAAUACCAUACCAACUGCGAGUUUAUGUGUUGGACAACAAUGAAGCAGUUAAAAAGUCUGUAGAAGCUGAUGAGCAAACGUCGAUCAGGCUCGACGGUUUCAAGAACCUCACCUGGACAGGGGGCGACGUGAUCGUGAAGCUUUCAGAAAUUUCAAAUGGAUGCCAAGUACAUGGAGAAAAAAUCCAUGCUAUCUCCAAAACUCUGAUAAAGACUCACGCAUCCAACUGCGUUACCUUCACCCUUGGUAACCCAUCAACCCUACCUGCUGAUGAUGAACUGUACUGCUCAGUGGAAGCGUACCAGAAAUGUGAAGACGAAAAGAACAAGAAAAUUGAAAAAGUCUGUCUGUCGAUCUGUCCAGCUGCAAAGACACCAAGCUGUUGGAAUUUGGGGACGUCUCAUUGUAUGGGCUAUGCUGGUGAGCUGGACCCGUCGGCACGGCCAAUUGGAGUCAAAACUAGCAACACCAGGGAAAGUAUCCGGGACAAAGUAAAACUUGCUUUGUAUAAAAAGAAAAACGGCAAGAAAGAUAGGGGACGUUGUGGUGAUUUAAGGGAUAGUGCCUUAUUGCAUAGAUGCGAACAAUUACAGCAGCAACUGGAAGAAUGUUACAACAGUGGUGAUACCAAAGGAAAACGUAUCUUUGGAGUCGACAACACCUUUUUCUUUGUCAGGAUUCCUGGUGAAAGAAAUUCCAUCAAGGAAUUGAUUGAGAUCAUUCAAGGGAUGAUGUCCUCAGUCAGAACAGAAGAGAAGAAAAUGUCCUUCAUGAAAGGUAUUGAAGAUUCAACACUUCGCAUGGUAUCACGCAAACUCGGUCCCGAAUGGGAAACGCUAGGAACCUUUCUCGGCUUUGGUCAGCCUGACAUCUUUAGAUUUAAGAACGACAACAGUGCUACCAUAAACCAGAUUUUUGCGAUGCUUGUUGAGUGGCGAGAUGUUCAAUACCCUCAAGCGCAGGUUAAAAGGCUCCAAAAUAGCCUGAGAAGGAUCAGCAGAGAGGACAUUGCUGAUGCCUUGCCAGAUAUUAAUGAUGCAAGUCUUCGAGACGUGUCACUCAGCCUGGGACCUGAAUGGGAGGAACUGGGAAGAUCCCUCGGUUUCCGUGAAGCUGAUAUCCUCGAAUUCAAGAAGGACCUUCAUGACAGACAAGACCAGAUCCUCCAAAUGCUGAUUACAUGGAGAGAUAAGCAGUUAUCCCCUGAAGCGCAACUUGAAUGGCUUUGCUCUUAUCUGACGACAUUGGAAAAGGAAAACCUAGCUGAUGAACUGCGAGGCUUCACCACUGACAAAGGCAUCAAGAAAACUGAGCCCCCUUCAGAGCGGAGGCGACCGAAUGUCAGUGACGGUGAUCCCGCUGGUAAUGUUCCCAGUCAACCAACUUUGCUAACCAAUUGUUACUAGAUGCGAUGUUGGACUUCGAAAGGAGAGGGUCCGACCACAGAGUCUCCACCAGUAAGGCGUUCUUGUCAACACGUGUAAAUGAAAGCUAUACACUAUCCACCAGUUACACUUGAAGCCAGAAUUAAGUACCAAAGCAUAUAAAAACUGCAUUGACGUCCUGCCUUUUUGAUAUUUUUGUAAGACUAUGAUCGAUGUCACCUGUUUGAUUCACAGUAUAAAGUAGGCUCUCAAAAAUCAGAUCAACGUAGAUGAUAUGGGCUAGGAGUGAUCCAGUGCCGUUAUAUGAUUGAAAAGGGAUGAAUUCAUAGGCCUAUGCAUGUACUUAUACAUGUACAUACAAGUAUUACUCUUUUCAGAAUAAUUGUAAAACAUUAAAGAAGAUAACAAAGUCGCAGGUCUGGCAAGCCUUGUGGGAAAAGUAGCAGAUGUUUUAUUUUCUGUAACAAUAAGUAAUUAGUGUAAGUGUAGAAACAUUUUAUGAACGUUAUUAACCCCCCCCCCCACGCACACCCACACAAACUCACCCCUCCCCACCCUCAUGACAAGCUGUGACACGAGUUCACGGUGGUGACUCCUGUCUGGUCUAUUCAUUACAAGAAGUAAGAAUGAUAUGUAAUGCCUCGAUUUCAAGGGACAUUUGUUUGAAAGCUAACGUUUGCUGAUUGCCAUUACCUACAACUUGUGGUUUUGUCCUGUAAGUUUAACAUCACGCUCAGUAUAACAGGUUAAAAUACGCUCUUCGAUCUAUACGCUGUACAAGAUUUAUUUCUAGUUCAGUGUGGCAACUUUAUGUUUGACUUCUUUUUAAAGAGAAAAAGUAUCACACAAGACAUUGUCAUGUUCCAUUAUGGAGUAGUGGCUGUAAAUAGCAGUGUUUUACGAUACCCACAAUUAUGACAACGUUACCGAUCAAAAGAUUUUCACAGUAGAAAAUAGUACAACGAGUACCAGGAAAUCAGUAAUCCUCACCAAAUAGUGAUUCUGACUUGAUGAUUUUUCUAAUAGAUAAGUCUAAAAAGGUGUAAAUAAUCAAAUUGCGCUAGUUAUAUUUUACACAAAUAUUGACCAUCCGAUCAAUCAAAGUGUCAAAUUUCUCUUUUUUUCAAUUCAUUGAACUUUGUUAUUUUGAUAACGUGUUAUUUACUCCGUAGCCCAAUGCGUAUAAGGGAACAUGUAAAGAAAAUAUACCGCUUAAAAUCUUAAAAUUACACCUUUGUGUUUCCAAUAUAUUUUUUUUGUAUUUCAGCUGUAUGUGGGGGCCUUUUGGUUUUAUGCUAAUGUAAAUUUCCAUUCUGAAGUGCAGAUCUCCAAUAUGUAGUCCGAAGCACCGAACAUCAACGUUGCUUUGGCUUGUGGACAAAAAAUUGCUAGAUACCUCUCGCCGCCAAAAUGUCUAUUUGCUGUAGCAAUUUAUGUUUGUUUGGUAUGGCAAUAAGCUUGCCAUUAUAUUCAUAUUUGAAAGUGUAAGGAUCAACAAUAUCGGCUAAGAAGAAGCGAGUCUGCAAAAUCGAAUAAGUAAAAGAUGCCCUGUCUUUUUAAAGGGUGUUUCCGUUUUCAAAUUUCACGAGUUUGGAUUUCUCUUGAGUUUUGUGACUUCAGAUGAAUGAAUUCCAAUACUAAACUUAAUGUGUAUUUUGAAAAUUCGUAACAAGUUGUCGCAAAUAUUAUGUUGCUUUUAAUAUCAGUAGUUACAAAUGGACCAAUAUAAGACAAGUUUUACAUUAUACCUAAUUAUGUAUUUACGUGGUUGUUAUAACUAUAACUGAUCAGCUUGCAUUGCGUUAGAUGGAGUUUGAAGUUUCGUUCGUGAUUCUUAUAUAUUUUAUAUCAGUUGUCGGUUUAAAUCUUUUAUCAAAACAUUCUCCCCCCGUGUUAUGCAUAAAUCAGCAAGAGGUAAAGGAAGAAGAAGUGUGUAACGAAUAGGCUACGCCUUUGGAUCAGACACAGAAGGAGACAAUCGAGACAAUCUACUAAUCCAAUGAAUGCUUGUGUAUAACAGAUCUCAUAAAAACUGCUAAUGUAUAUUUUCUCAGUAUGGUUUAUAAACGUGAACAUAUCAAGAAAUAUUUUUCAAACUUGAAAUCAUGACUGCUACAUAAUUUUUUGCCGCGAGUUAAAGAAUUUAUAAAUGUAAUGUUUAAAUUUUCGAUGAUAACACCAGUCCUUUUUGUUACCGUAUUUAGCUGUUUGCAUUUUGCUUUAAAUAUCAUGUUGAUAUAAGGAACAAAAAACAAGUAUGAAUUAAUGACAAUGUUACACUUUCAAAACAGUAACAAAGAACAAUGUUGAUUGGAACUAGUUUACAGUGAUAAGGAAUAUCUCAUAUAAAAAAAAAUGUUCAUACGGGCGAGCACUUGGCAAGGCACUACGGUGAAGAAUGCUGGACUCCACAGAUGGCGAAUAACAGUCCAGUCCUUGACGGUACGGAAAUGAACUGCAACGGGGACAGAGACCACGUCGAAUAAGAAUAAUCGGGCUCAAGACGAAACAGCGAGGGCAUGAUGGCCGUCUCCUAACCAUUGCAUAAUCUUCCACACGUACAGAGACCGUGUGCGUAAACUUAACAAUAUGUAUUUCAUUAACAAGACAAAGAAAGUAAGAUGCAAUUUUUCAGAAUAUCCAUUCCUAUAUGAAACAUUUACUCUAACUAUUUGCAGUUUGAUAUAGGAUAAUUCACCUGUUUAAAAUGGUUUGAAACAAACCAUUUAUGUUACACAUGUACUUUUUCUCAAAAAUAGAUGACAGAAAAUUUGCAUUGUAUGUAAGAGAAGACGACCGCAUCGGUGUUAAGUAAUAAUUUCUCUUUAAUUCCACUGAGUGUUUGAAUAUCAAGUAUAAAGUCAUAUUUGAGACAUUGCAUUGGAGAACUUACUCAGUCUACUGCUAAUUGCAGUGUUUUGUAUAAACAUGAGUCAUAAUAUGAUUAUUAUUCAAAUUGAAGCAUCAAGUAUGACAGGGAUCUUGCGGUAUUUUGGAAGCAACUCUUUGGUUUUUGCUGCAUUAUGAAAUCUGUUAGCGCUGCUAUGUUUUCAGUAACGUGUUAAUAAUUAGUUUAAAAAUAGUGGACGAUUUGUGCUGAAUAAAUUUGAUUUGCAGGUUGUAGUCGUA
Molecule: messenger RNA, 7924 nt
Organism: Acanthaster planci (crown-of-thorns starfish)
Lineage: Eukaryota; Metazoa; Echinodermata; Asteroidea; Valvatida; Acanthasteridae
Biological process (GO): signal transduction
Molecular function (GO): protein binding
Source: RefSeq, a predicted model, not a curated record